AGUUUGUCGCAGAUACUGUCCCAGUGCGGUUAUAGUGUACGGAUAAAAUACGUCGCGUUUGUCAGCGUACGAAUUGGACGCGUUACUAAAAAUUAUUCUCUAACAAAUAGCACAGUGAUUUGGUGCAAGAAGUACAACUGCAAAGUUGAAGUGAAUUUGUAAGCGUUCUAUAGUGUACUAGUGUGCUAACACAAAUAUUUGUUUGCUACACAAAUUUUAUUGAAAAAGCAAAAUUUAAAGUUCUAACUAAAAUUGUAGUAAGGUGUGCAGGCGUUAAUAAAAAAUUUGCAAAAUUCGUGCAGCAGCGCACUUCAUCGUCUGCAACGGUCGCAACCUGUGACGCGCAACGUAGCAGCAGCAACAGCGCGUUUCUGCUUACAACUCGCUGCCACAUGAAUUUUGAAGCAUUUUCCGCGUAGGAGCAAAGAGUCUAAGUGGCAGAGACGCGGCACAGUUUGCCGCUGAUUUUAGGGGUCGCAGCACGUCGCCGGUUAUACGAACCCAAACACACACACACACAUAUAGAAGUAGAGUGCUUGAUUGUUGUGUAAUACCAGCAAUUCGCUCGCUCACACACACACAUACAUAUGCGCACACUUCAUUUUAUGCGGCACGAUUUUUAUAGUCACCGCCAAGAGCACGCAAAACAAUCGUGCAACAGUGAAAACAACAAAAAAAACGAAAAUAAAAUAAAACUGAACAGUGUAUUUUGAAUAAAAGUGAAAUAUUACGAGAAAAAAGUCGAGUCGAAAAAGCAACAACAAGAAAAAAACGAAAAUAAACGCGAGCUCAAAAGAAACACAAUCAAAUAAGAAUAAAGUGCAACCGUUGCAAUCGCAUAUCGCGUCUCGCGCAACCAAACGUGCACCCUGCCUGCCACAAUGCAAGUUCAAGUUCGGCGUUCUUGAGCUACUUAAGCUACUAGCUAUCGAGCAUAGUUGCAACGUGCCACAUCUUACGCUGUGGUACGUUCGUUCGUGCGGUCGCUCGGUUGGCCAUUGAUUCUUGUUGUGGUCGCGGCAGCAUGAAAUCGAAAUCGAAAUUGAAAUUGAAAAUGGCAAAUACAAAAACAAACACAAAUAGAAAUCAAAGGCACAGUCGGUGCAACAGCAGCAAUAAAAGUGCACACAAUGUCACUGCUGUUGUUGCAGUUGUUGGCCAAAAGCGCUAUCGUGCUAUAAACAUGUCACGCAACAGCGGCAGCACGUCGUCAGCCCUGCCACUUGGUAGCGCCUGGCAGCGUCGGCUUUACAGCGGAGUCCGCGAAGCACAACCAGGAUUACUCUUUCAUGCAACACUUUGGCUGGCAUUGUUGUUGGCGCUUGACGUUGGCGUUGAAGCUCAGUAUCAAUCACCGCGUAUAAUCGAGCAUCCAACAGAUUUGGUUGUGAAAAAGAAUGAACCUGCCACACUGAAUUGCAAAGUCGAAGGCAAACCGGAGCCGACAAUUGAAUGGUUUAAGGAUGGCGAGCCGGUCAACACAAAUGAAAAGAAAUCGCAUCGCGUGCUAUUCAAGGAUGGUGCGCUCUUCUUCUAUCGCACGAUGAUGAGCAAAAAGGAGCAAGACAGCGGCGUUUAUUGGUGUGUGGCGAAGAAUCAUGUCGGCAAGGCGAUUAGUCGGAAGGCCACGCUACAAAUUGCCGUUCUACGCGAUGACUUCCGCUCGCAGCCGAAGGACACACGUGUGGCUAAAGGCGAAACCGCUUUAUUGGAAUGUGGUCCACCGAAAGGUACACCCGAACCAGCGCUAAUAUGGAUGAAGGACGGCGUACCAUUGGAUGAUCUAAAAAUUAAAUCUUAUGGCCCCACCUCACGUAUACGCGUCGUCGAUGGCGGCAAUUUAUUGAUCAGCAACGUGGAGCCCAUCGAUGAGGGCAACUACAAGUGCAUCGCGCAGAAUUUAGUCGGCACUCGCGAGUCCAGUUAUGCUAAAUUAAUUGUACAAGUUAAGCCGUACUUCAUGAAGGAGCCGCAGGAUCUCACCGCACUCUCCGGCCAAACGGUGCAGUUUCAUUGUCUCGUCGGCGGCGAUCCGCCACCGAAAAUAUUGUGGAAGAAGGAGGACGGCAACAUACCGGUGGCACGUGCGCGUAUCCAACAAGACGACAAAAGUUUAGAAAUCACCAACAUUUCGCCAGCCGAUGAGGGCACCUACGUGUGUGAGGCACACAAUAGUGUCGGUCAAAUAAGUGCACGCGCCUCGCUGAUAGUACACGCGCCACCCACAUUCGUUGUGAAGCCACAAGAUAAAAAGGUCGGUCUCAACGGCGUUGCUCAGUUUCCUUGCGUUGCCGAUGGCAAUCCGCCACCAUCGGUGUUCUGGACAAAAGAGGGCUCCUCCACCCUGAUGUUUCCCAACAAUUCGUACGGUCACAUGCAUGUCUCCGUCGAGGGCACACUACAAUUGAGUGGCGUGCAAAAGGACGAUGCCGGUUAUUAUGUAUGCUCGGCCUUUAGCGUGGUUGACUCGACGACGAUACGGGCAUUCUUGCAGGUUACCUCUGUGGAUGACACUCCACCGCCGAUCAUUCAAAUUGGUCCCUCAAAUCAAACGUUACCCAAAGGCAGUGUUGCUAUGUUACCAUGUCGAGCAACAGGCAAUCCAACACCACGUGUCAAGUGGUACAAGGAUGGCACAAUGUUGCAGAACGGCAAUCGUUAUACCAUAGUGCAGGGUGGCUCGUUGCGUAUCGAUGACUUACAACAAAGUGAUUCCGGCCUAUUUACUUGCACCGCAUCAUCAGAGAGUGGAGAGACCUCAUGGUCAGCAACUUUGACGGUGGAAAAGGGCAGUUCAUCACUGCUGCACCGCUCGGUGGACCCAAGCGCCUAUCCAGCGCCGCCCGGCACACCAAAGGUGGUGAACGUCACACAGCACAGCAUCGCUUUGCGUUGGUCGCGCAGCCAAGAUAAGCCGGGAGCGACUACUCCAAUUAUCGGCUACACGGUGGAGUACUUCAGUUCGGAUCUGCAGACAGGUUGGGUAAUUGCCGCACAUCGUGUGCCUGAUCAGCAAAUAACGAUCUCGGGUUUGAAACCAGCUACAUCGUAUGUCUUUCUCGUCAGAGCUGAGAACUCACAUGGACUUUCUGUGCCCUCCGGUCUCUCGAAUGUCAUUAAGACUUUGGGCACAGAAUCGGGUACAGUGCCGCCAAGUGAAAUAUCUGCCGCGCGUUCGGUAUUAAGUGGAAAGGUUGUCGAAUUAAUUGAUGCCGCAGCAAUUAAUUCCACCGCCGUACGUUUGGACUGGGUGAUGCAUGUCAGUGUGACGGAGAAAUAUGUGGAGGGUCUUUACAUUCGUUAUCGCGAUAUAAGCGCCAAUUCACAGCAAUAUAAUAUUUUGACUGUGCUGAAUCCUUCGAUCGAAUCGCAUGUUGUCGGCAACUUGAAGGAAUAUACGAAAUAUGAAUUCUUCUUGGCACCAUUCUAUCAGACGCUGGAGGGUCAGCCAAGCAAUUCGAAAAUUGUGCAAACUUACGAAGAUGUGCCCUCUGCUCCGCCGGACAACAUUCAAAUUGGUAUGUACAACCUGACAGCCGGUUGGGUGCGUUGGUCACCGCCGCCGCCGCAGCAUCACAACGGCAACUUGUUGGGCUAUAAAAUCGAGGUCACAGCUGGCACUACGCUCAAGGUAUUGGCCAAUAUGACCUUGAAUGCAACAACAACUUCCGUGCUACUCAAUAAUCUUACCACUGGCGCUACAUACAAUGUGAGACUGAACUCCUACACGAAAGCGGGUGAAGGACCAUACGCGGAACCGGUCUCACUAUUUAUGGAUCCUACACACUUGGUGCAUCCGCCACGUGCACAUCCUAGCGGCUCGCAUAGCGGCAUAGCCGGCAGUCACGGUCAUCCAGCUGGUGCUGGUGUCGACGGUGGUCAUUAUGCUUAUCAUCCAGCUGGCAUGCCGGACGAUGCCGCCACCACCACUACACAUCAUAAAUCAACGAAUGUUGUACAUCAAACUUGGUUUAUGGUUUUGGUGAUAGUCUUUCUGUUGGUCAUAUUCUCUGUCACGGUCGGUGUAAUGGUAUUCUUUAAACGACGUCACAAGCUCACCAAGGAGCUGGGACAUUUAAGUGUAGUCAGCGCCAACGAAAUCACCGCACUCAACAUUAACGGCAAGGACAGCCUGUGGAUUGACCGUGGCUGGCGCACCACCGACACCGACAAGGACUCCGGCUUGAGCGAAACGAAACUGCUAUCGAAUGCGAAUAGUCAAUCGAAUUAUACGUCAGAUGGUGGCACCGACUAUGCCGAAGUGGACACGCGCAACAUGAGCACCUUCUACAACUGCCGCAAGAGUCCCGAGAAUCCAACGCCAUAUGCCACGACCAUGAUUGUGGGCGCUUCCUCCACGGAGACCACAUGCAUGAAGACCUCCUCGUCGAGCACUGAUCAGGAUUCGGGCACGAAUUCACCACACUCCGACGGCAAUACAGCACAGUGUGUGGGCGCGAAUGCGUCUGGUGUGCCAAUUGUGGGCAGCGGCAAGCACAACUAUCACCCGUAUCCACCAGAACAAUUUAAUUGGUCAGAGUUCUUGCCACCACCACCGGAGCAUCCACCACCACUGCCAAGCGGCUGUAAUGGUGGCGGCACUAAUACAGGCGGCGUAAUCUACGCGCCCGGUUCACCACAAUCUUCACGCAAAAGCUCCAAGAGUGGCGGUUCGGGCAUGUCAACACAUCAGAGCGCUUUGAACUCUUCCAUACACAGCAGCUCCUCGGGCGGUUUCUCCACGUGGGGUGUGUCACCACAAUGCGUUGCCUCGCGGCCAACGGAGAAUUACUACAACAAUCCUUUGCCCUGUGUGGGCGGCUCACAGAAUCGUUACCAGAUCACACCGACCGGUCAACAUCCACCACCACUGCCACCCUACUUUCCACCCGGUGCUGCGGGCACCGCACAACUACCGCCACGCAACAUACAUAUCCACUACCCGGCGCCCAGGCACGCAAUGAGCGAGUACCAGCCCACGGGCACACACAAUUCGCGCUGCUCCAAUGGACGUGCCUGCAAUAGCUGCGAUGCGCUCGCCUCACCGCUCCAACCGCUGCCACCACCCGGCGACGGCUGGUAUCAGCCACUACAGACGCACAUGCCGCCGAAUGCCGGCGGCGCCAAUCCCAUCUAUCAAUGUUCCUCCGAGUGUUCCGAUCAUUCGCGACAUUCACAUACGCACACACACGCGCACAACCACCCACACAAUCACUUGCAUCAACAACAACAUCACGGCGCACACAUGCACGCGCAUCAGCAUCAUGCGCAUGCAACGGCAGCAGCGGCGCACGCGGGCAAUGGCAAUGACACGCUGCGCUCAGAAAGCAGCCAGGAGGGUGGUAAAGGCAAUUAUCGUUGUCAGAAGCAAGUAGGCGGCGGCAGCAGUAACGGCGGCUACGCGGACAUCAACGAGUCGACGGAGCGCGAGCACAUGCUGAAGGGCGUCGUCGGCGGUGGCAAUGGCAACACAAGCACGCUGGGCGGCAGCUCGUCCUGCGGUUAUGAGGUGCUCGGCGAUCACCGGAAUUGCAGCGAUUGUUGCAGCAGUUCGCGCGAAGGCGACACCUGCUCGUGCAGUGAGGGCUCCUGUUUGUACGCGGAGGCGGGCGAGCCGGCUAUGCCGCUGCCGAGCAGCGCACACCUAGGCGGUGGUGGUGACAACCGCGCUGUUAUUGCUGCUGGCAAGCUGGUGACGCAGCAGGGCAAUUGAUAUGCGGCCGGCGUGAGUGAUGUGGUUAUGUACUUUUAGUGGUUACCAACGGUACAGCUGCCAAUCUAUGAGCAUGCUGUAGGCGUUGGACGGUGCAACAGUGAAGGUAACGGCAACAUCGGCGCGGCGCUAAUUUGUGAGUAGCCUAUGUAAGUGGUAUGUAAGUUGAAACUAAGCGAAUUAAUCGUAUGUAAGUGAGUAGUUAAGUAUAUAUGUAUAGUAUGGCCAUGUACUGGUGUGCGUGUGUUUGUGUAGAUUAAGCUAGUGUUCUAAACGAAGCGCAACGUUGCUUGGCUGUGUGUGUGCAUAAAAAUGGUUGUGUAAUUUUAGGCGCUACCCCAGGGCGCAUGACCGCUAACAAUGGCGAACAUGGCACGUAACCCUGAAAAACAUAAAAACAACAACAAAAUAAGAAGACAAAUAUAAAUGAAAAACAACAAAACAGAGAUUAAAAAGCAGCGCUAGCUGCGGACUGACAAACAAUUGCAUAUAUUUUUAGCUUCCAACUUCAUUUAGCUACUUCCACAAGGUUCUAAAAUAGUCUAAUUUUCAAACAUUUUACAAUGUUGCCAGAAAACCUCCAAUUACAACGCACACACCGCCAGCUAGCAGCAACCAAUUCUCUUCAAACUUCAACUUUUAGUGUAGUUCCACGCUUUCUCGCGUGACUGCCACACAUUUUGCAAGCCAACAGCGCGUCACCAAAACCAUUUGCAAGCACGAAUGCGGGACAGAGCAACUUGAAUAGCACCCUUAAUGCCUGUUUAUACUCGAAACCACCUUAGCUCCAUUUAGUAAACGCUAUACUUCGGCAUACCGACGCGUCAAUUUAAAAAAUGGCUACCUUUCAGCAGCGACUGCUUGCUACAAUUCAACGCCAAUUGACGACAAUUUUCUUUGAAAUGCCAAUAGUCACAAAUGUUCAUAAAUAAAACUAAAUUAUUCCGCCGUCUGAUAGUCAGUACGCCAAAUAAAUGCAGCGCUUGUUACCAAGCGCUCUUUUGUUAGGCGCUCAAAUUUAUGUAACUCAUGCUUAUACCUAUACUCUUAUAUACCCUAUAUAAAUAUAUAGCUAUGCUAUAUAAUACAACAUGUCAAUAUGUCUAAACAUGUCAUGCUCCGCAUGCUUGUUGCAACAAGCACGAACAAAAUAGCGUUUUAGCAGCAGUCUCAACAUGUUCUUUGUACUUGCGCCUAAAGCUAUGCUAUGAAAAAUGCCACAAUCGUUUAACACGCAAUUUCCAAUGUCUACCCACUUUGUGUUUAUCCUGCGCUAUUAAGGCAACGACUUCCUCCUUACACCGUUUUCUUUUCUACUUUGAUUGCCAGUAAGCGCGUUUUGUCUACAAUCUAUCAUAGUGCUAGUAUAAAUCUAAGGCAAUGACGGUAUAAAAGCGAAGUUUAUGCACCAAUAAAUUACCGAAAGCGGUGAUAAAUGAUUGCUUCACCCGAGCUUGUGGCUGGUUGGCAAGAGUUUUGGUUGUUGAAGGUUGAAGGCGGCAUGAAAAGGCAGCAGAAGCAGUUUGUUUUCUAUUUUUGAGUAUUUAAUAAUAUUUUAUAACUUCUCUAAUAAAUAAUAAACUGUGUCAUAUGGUUGUUAUUCGUUUUGGAAGCUAAGAAAAACUUUGUCCUACAUGCUACGAUGCGGCUGUUGACUUAACAGCGGCUCGCCCGAUUACAGUGUUUAUGCAGAAUACUUGUAUACUGUUGUUAGAAAAAUAGUUGGUUUUUUAAGUUAAAUUUAUUUCAUAUUUUAAAAUGCUUCUGAAAUUAUUGAUUUUUUAAUUUCAUAUAAUAUUCGCCUAUCGCUGUUAUUUAAACAUUUUCUGUUAAAAUUUACACUGAUUGUUAAACAUAACAGAAUUAUUUUACUUAAUUUUAUUUUUCUUUCCAAAGCGUAAGCUCUAAAGCUCUAGAAAAUGAGUUUCUUCUGGGAAAGCGUUUAAAUUUUUUAUCGAAAUUUUUUAUCUUAUUUAAUUUCAGCAAUUUUCAAGUAUAAAUUUUUUAUCGUUUUUUUAUAGUUUUUAGUUGACUAGUUUUUCACAUACAUAUAUAUGACGAUUUUUUCACAAAUUACGUUGUUGAUGACAAUACCUUUCAUAAACUAUUGAUUAGUAUUUUCCAUAAAUUUUACCCACUAAAAUAUAUACAAUAUAUUUAAUGCAAAAUCAUUCAAAAAUUUAUUUAAAAAUUAUUUAACAAAUUUAUUUUAAAAAAAAUCAAAAUAUUUAAUGAAAAAACAUUCAAAAAAUAAUUUAAAAAUUUAUUAUAAAAAUUUUUAUGUAAGAAUUUUCUUAUAUCUUAAAAAAAUCCUAUACAUAUUUUCAAUUUAUUUUCAUUCUUUACUGUUAUAAAUUAGGUUUUAUGAAUAUGUUUUUUAAAUUUUUUUACAAAUUGCCAUUUUUUAAUUUUUUUUAAAUUUUUGUCUUGAAUAUUUUUAACAUUCGGUAAUUUUUUUUUAAUAGUUUUAUAAAAUUUUUUCGAUUAACUUUUUUUUGUAAAUAAUUUUUUAACUCUUUUUUUUAAUUUUUUUUAUUUAUUUAAAAUUUACUUACAACAGUAUAAAAUCUUUCUUUUAUGUAUCCCUAAAUUACAGCACUUGCUCUACUGUUGGAGGUUACGUAAAGGUUAACAGUUAGAGUUAGAACUUUUUGUAACGACAUGACAUUGAAAUAAAAUAUUUAAAAAAUAUUUCCAACUUUGUAUUCAAGAGGAUACAAAUUUUUCAAACCAACUGCCAUAUUAAUCUAUAUACAUAUAUACGCAUAUGUUACAAAUUAUGCCAUAAUAGUUUACGAGUAUUUGAUACAAUAACAAAUGCAUUUAUUCCCAUACUGACAAAUACAUAUACAAAAAAAAAAUAUUGAUACAAGCAAGACUCACACAAAUAAACUGAAAAGGAAACUGCCAACUUCAAUACGAAAGCUAAAAAUAUUAUUUCGAAAACCAGAUUUUUCAAAAAAGUAUGCAAAUUGUUAAAUCUGAAAUUUUUUUUUUAAUUUUUUUUAAAAUUUUUUAGCCAAAAAAAAUAUAAAAAAAGUAUUAAAGAUCAAAAUUUCUCAGAAGCCGUAUGAGAUUACGUCCACAUACUUCAAGGACAUACAGUAACUUCACAGUGAAUAAAAAAGCACAGGGUCUUACACUUAAAAUUAAUACAUGUAUGUAUGUGUAUGUGUGUGAUAAAUAAUAUUAAUAUUUACUAAAAAUUACGAUGUACAGAUUUCAUAUUUUUGGCGGAAGCCGAAAAACGAACAAUUGAAAACGCAAAUACGUACCGAAAUUAGUGAAAAUCGAAGAAAAAUAUAAACAAAAAAAUUACAGCCACACAUUUGUAGAUACAUGAAAUAAAAAUAAAAUAAAAUUAUAAUCAAAUCCGAAUGUUAUAUAAGCAAGUUUUAAAAAAUUUGUGUUGUAAAGUGUAAAAAACGAAAAAAGUUCACAUAAUUUCUUAUUAAAUGUGUACGUGUUCAGACAUUACGUGACUUUCACCGAAAUUCUUUGUGUAAAUGAAAACAAAAAAGAUAAAUUCACUAAAAUGGUUGCUGUUUCAAUGAUUUCGAUCAGUGCGUUCACUGUAAAAUAAAUGAAUUGAAAUAAAAUAGAUAAUAGAAUACAAUAGAAAGAGAACAGUUUCGAAUGCCGUUAUGGCACAAUGCGCCUGCGCUGGAGCCUUUUGUUUUGUAAAGUUGUAUAUAAUGGAACAAAAACGAAAAUGAAAUGAAAUUUACGAGCAUAAAACGCAUACAAUGACGAAUGGUUAGUGGCUACCUACUUUAAAUGUAACUGUAAUUAUAACACUCAGCUAUUGACUCUCCAUUACUUACUACCACAUACUUGCAAGUGGUAAUGCGUAUAUUUUUUCGUAGCGCGAAAAAUUUUGUAGAAAGCCAUAAAAAUGUUUGAAGUUGUGCAAACUUAAAUUUAGAUUUUAAGACUUAUUUCGAUGGAUUGUCUUUCAGCAAAAUUUUUAAAGCGAUUACACUGUUAUGUUUUUAUCAGUUAGCUGCUGUCUGUUUUGUUUUCGAAUUUUCCGAAUCGUUUUAAAAUAAAAUGCUGAAAUUAGGGAUAAAAAUGUAAAAUAUUUUU
This is a messenger RNA of Bactrocera oleae (olive fruit fly), 9799 nucleotides long. RefSeq names its product roundabout 1 (gene robo1). Gene Ontology annotation, molecular function: protein binding. The record is from RefSeq and is a predicted model, not a curated record. Gene Ontology annotation, biological process: cell-cell adhesion. NCBI's taxonomy places the organism in Eukaryota, Metazoa, Arthropoda, Insecta, Diptera, Tephritidae.